AUGGCUGACCGCGCUCGAUCACCAGGGACCCAGUCGUGUCCUCCUCCCGAAUUGCCUCAGCUCGUCGCUGAGCAGCAUGUUCCUAUCCCCGUUCAUGAUAAAGAAACCAAGCGUUUGAUUGUCGUUCUUUCACAUGCCAGUUUGGAGACAUAUCGCGCUUCCCAUGGGGGUCGGAAUGGCGCGGGCCGGGAUGAAAAAUACUCACUGCUCAACAGCGACGAGCACAUUGGUAUCAUGCGCAAAAUGAACCGAGAUAUCAGUGAAGCGCGACCGGAUAUUACCCAUCAGUGCCUUCUCACUCUCCUCGACUCACCUGUCAAUAAAGCCGGCAAGCUCCAGAUUUACAUCCACACCGCAAAGGGCGUCCUGAUCGAGGUCAACCCAACGGUCCGCAUUCCUCGUACUUUCAAGCGUUUCGCCGGUUUGAUGGUCCAGCUGCUGCACAGACUGUCCAUCCGUUCGACCAAUUCGCAGGAGAAGCUGCUCAAGGUCAUCAAGAAUCCCAUCACGGAUCACUUGCCUCCCAACUGCCGGAAGGUGACCCUCAGUUACGAGGCGCCGGUGGUGCCAGUCAGAGAUUACAUUGAAUCUCUGGGCCCCAAGGAGAGUAUCUGUAUCUUUGUCGGCGCCAUGGCCAAGGGACAUGAUGAUUUUGCGGACUCGUUCAAGGAUGACACGAUCAGUAUUAGCAACUACAGUUUGAGUGCCAGUGUCGCGUGCAGCAAAUUCUGCCAUGCCGCUGAAGAAGCCUGGGAUAUUCUUUGA
This is a messenger RNA of Aspergillus clavatus NRRL 1, 765 nucleotides long. Its product is annotated as 18S rRNA pseudouridine methyltransferase. The coding region runs from base 1 to 765 and encodes 254 amino acids. Gene Ontology annotation, cellular component: small-subunit processome; nucleolus. Gene Ontology annotation, molecular function: rRNA binding; rRNA (pseudouridine) methyltransferase activity. The record is from RefSeq and is a predicted model, not a curated record. NCBI's taxonomy places the organism in Eukaryota, Fungi, Ascomycota, Eurotiomycetes, Eurotiales, Aspergillaceae. Gene Ontology annotation, biological process: rRNA base methylation. The transcript has 2 exons.